Xyrichtys novacula (pearly razorfish) is the source of this 2214-nucleotide messenger RNA. The record is from the annotation of a GenBank genome assembly. NCBI's taxonomy places the organism in Eukaryota, Metazoa, Chordata, Actinopteri, Labriformes, Labridae.
GGGCUGGAUUAUUUGGAGAGGCGCCGGAAGCAGCAGGUUGGUGGAGGACAAGAGAAAAGGGAGCACACGGGACGGCAGGAUAAUCCUCUCUCGGGUUUUUCUAUUUAAUCUUCCCGAUAUAACCUUUAACUUACAGAAACAUGGCUUUGACUCAGGAAUCGAUUUUGUCUUUUCUGCUGGAGCGCGGAGGCAAAGUGAAAAACUCGGAGCUGCUCAACCAUUUCAGGAGUCAGAUCAGCUGCAGCGAUCCGGCGGAAAAACAGCACAAUAGAGACCUCUUCAAGAAGUUGGUGAACAGCGUCGCUGUGGUCAAACAGAUCGACGAGGUGAAGUAUGUGGUGGUGAAGAAAAGGUAUCUGGACUUUGUUAGAGAGGUGGUGAAAAAUGAGCUGCAGAAAAGCUCGCAAGUGGAUGACAGUUUCUCCAGCCAGAACACGAGCUUUUCAUGCGCAUCUCCCACCCAUCGAGCCGAGUCAGAGAGGAGGAUUUACUCAGACAUUGAAAACAAUAAUCUGUGCUGUCCCUCAAACAGUAACGACAAUUGCUAUAGCGACGCCAAGUAUGCAUCCGUGGGAAGUGUGCAGGAUAGGGCACCGUUAUCUCCUAACAGCAGUGGUCCGGACACAGCAACCCUUAAAGUCGUGAAUAUCUCCGGAGAUCAGGCGAGCAAAGCGGGGAAAUCUGGUGCUGUGUUCGCUGUCAUAGCGGUCAAAUCUCCACCGAGAGAACCUGCACCAGAGACACAGGAUGGAUGUUUUUCUCAAGUGCAUCAGACCAAUGUGCUGGUUACCAAAGUUUCCAAACCUUCAAUGCAAAAUCGGAACUUUCCAGCAGGUAGGAAGGAUGCACAGAGUGAGGCAGGGGACAAACAGCACCCAGUUUUUCCUCAUGUGAGGCCCUCGAUCAAGACCACCAGGCAAGGGGAUGAUGCGAAAUAUUCAGAGUCUGUGCCUCUUGAGGCUCUAGCACAUGAGUGGUUAGUGAAGUGUGCAGCAGGACUGUGGGGACAGAUCCAUGGUCUGCUGCUGCAGGACACACGGCUUGUACAGAAGAAAGACUUCAUGUCAGGUUUCACAGCCCUGCACUGGGCUGCAAAGGAUGGCAGCAGUGACAUGAUACACAAGCUUGUGAAUAUCCCCAGCAAAAGAGGCACUUAUGUGAACAUCAACUGUAAAGCACAUGGAGGAUACACGCCUCUGCACAUUGCAGCCAUACACAGCCACUCUGAUGUGAUAGUUCUGCUCGUGCAAAGAUAUGGAGCCAAUGUGAAUGUAAGAGACAAUGAUGGUAAGAAGGCCGUUCACUACCUGGGAAAAGGUGUGUCAGCUGAGGUUAGAGCACUUCUAGGAGCGGGACAGCCGAACAAGAAUAAGAAAACAGAGGAUGAAGACUAUAGAGAACAGCCGAGGAGCUUUAACACCAUCAGUAAACUGUUUCAGCCUCACAUGGGGAAAAAGCAAAGGACGUCAACUAGAUAUGCUCAGGACUGGUGAGAAAGACUUGGACAAUAGACAGUGUUAUAUUUCAACUAUGGAAAGAAGAGACCAGGCUUUCUGAGUUUGUUCAACAUGUAUAAUAUGUAUAAUUUUUUAAAGACUUAGUUGAUGUUCAAACCAUUGUACAUUAAAUCUCUUGCUAUAUUUAUAAAUGCUAUUUGUAAUUCACUUUGUAGUUGAUGAGACAAUGAGUGUUGCUUAACCCAUUUAUGUAAUCUGUUUGUGUUUAUGAUUCAACCACUUAACUACAAACUAUCUCAAGUUUGAAGGUAUUUUCUAGAGUUUAAUAGCAUAUCUUUUAUGUAUUGUCGUGAAAAAGUGACAUUUGUUACAGAUAAAACUGUGGAGUUUUAUUUCAAUAGAAGUAGUGGUCUUAACAUUUAGAAAAACAGUUUCUUGCAGCUUUAGUGGAGGCAGAAGGGGACCUUCAUGGGUCCAUUAUUCAAAAGCAGGUCAGAAGACCAAGCGGUGGAAUGUGUCUAUUAAUCUCUUUGUGAAGCUGAGCUGUUACGGAUGAGGUAGGCCUCUCUUGCUAAGACUCUGUGAACUACAUUAUUUGGACUGAAAAUGGUAAAAUACAAAUCACAGGGACAUGCUGGGCCUUGUUACUAGGUAAACGGGAUAAUCUAUUAACUAUCAGAAAUACCAGUUUGGCAAGACUUGUCUCCACCUGUAAUAAAAGGGCAUUAUGGGAUAAAACUUAAAAACAUAAGCUAAA